This is a messenger RNA of Nematolebias whitei (Rio pearlfish), 420 nucleotides long. RefSeq names its product retinol binding protein 1, cellular, tandem duplicate 1 (gene rbp1.1). Gene Ontology annotation, biological process: fatty acid transport. Gene Ontology annotation, cellular component: nucleus; cytosol. Gene Ontology annotation, molecular function: fatty acid binding. Lineage: Eukaryota; Metazoa; Chordata; Actinopteri; Cyprinodontiformes; Rivulidae. The record is from RefSeq and is a predicted model, not a curated record.
UCCCUCUCCAGCGCCGUCCACCGAGCAUCUCUUCUUUACCUCAGCAGAAGAAGAAGAAUCUCAGCAAUGCCAGUGGAUCUGAACGGAUACUGGAAAAUGGUUUCCAAUGACAACUUUGAGGAGUACAUGAAAGCGCUAGAUGUAAAUAUUGCCAUCAGGAAAAUUGCCUGCUUGCUGAAGACUGACAAAGAUAUCGUUCACGACGGGGACCACAUGAUCAUCAAGACCCUGAGCACCUUCAAAAACUACAACAUGGACUUCUACGUGGGCAAAGAGUUUGAGGAAGAUCUGUCUGGAGUGGAUGACAGGAAAUGCAUGACCUCCAUCAACUGGGAGGGAGACAAGCUGGUGUGUGUUCAGAAGGGAGAGAUUGAAGGAAGAGGCUGGACCCACUGGAUGGAAGGAAAUGAGCUUCAUCUG